Molecule: messenger RNA, 1339 nt
Organism: Dermatophagoides farinae (American house dust mite)
Lineage: Eukaryota; Metazoa; Arthropoda; Arachnida; Sarcoptiformes; Pyroglyphidae
Product: mitochondrial import inner membrane translocase subunit Tim22
Biological process (GO): protein insertion into mitochondrial inner membrane
Cellular component (GO): TIM22 mitochondrial import inner membrane insertion complex
Molecular function (GO): transmembrane protein transporter activity
Source: RefSeq, a predicted model, not a curated record
AGAAAACAUGAAAGAUCGAAUGAUGAUGAAAACGAUGAAAUUUUUUUUUCUCGCUAAUCAACAAAAGUUAUUGGUUAAUUAACCAAAAAAAAUGUAUCCGUUCGAUUUUUUUUUGCAGAUGGUUCCUACACUAUUUUGUCGUCGUCGUCGUUGUUGUUGUUGUUUUGAAUCUCAAAUUUCUUCAAACAAAUGGCGGUGUUUUCCAUCCAUCCAUUGUUUUUUAUUUAUUUUCUAUGAUGAUGAUGAUGAUGAUGUGGUUACAAAAUGUAAACGCGCAGUAUUUUGAUACACACAGCGGGCAAGUAGGUGGGGAAAAAAAUUUACAGAUGAUUGAUUGAUUGAUAUGUUUUUGUGGUAAAUUAACACACGUGUUUUUUUGUUCCAAUUUUUUUUUUUUUUUUGAGGCUAAGAAUACAAUGACUUUUUGUUUUUUCGAUGUUGUUGUUGUUGUUGCUUGGUUGGUUGGUUGGUUGGUUUUGAUGAUUUAGUUCCAAAUGAUUGAUAGUCGUAGCAGUUCCUGUUUUUUUUUUGUAUUAAUUUGUUGAUUUUGUAAAUUCAUGAAAAAUUCAGGUACAUGAAAUGUUUUUGUGUGUGCCAAUGAUGAUGAUGAUGAUGAUGAUGAUUAAUCGAUAGUAUCGCGAUUAUAGCAUGUGUUUUUGUGUUUGCUGCCAACUCUCUCCAGAUGGUUUGAAUUUGAAUUUUUUUUUAAUUCUGAAAAUGGACAAUAAGAAUGGUGGUGGCCACCAUGAACAACAAGAGCCAAUAAUUCGAUUUAGUGAAUUACGUGAUGCACUGAUUGGCCCGUAUAGACGUCGUGAAAAUAUGGUGGUUCCAAAUGGUUAUCUGGGUGCCGAACCAUUAAAACCGGACAAUCAACGAAUGGUAGAAAGUUUUGAAAGUUGUGCUUUCAAAACAACACUCAGCUGUGUUGCUGGUUUUGGCCUAGGUGCAGCAAUCGGUCUUUUCACGGCCAGUGUUGGUCCUGAAUUGGCACCAGUGAAUGAACGUACACAAACUGUACGUGAAGUAUUGCGUGAAAUGAAAUCCAAAUCAUUGUCAUAUGCAAAGAAUUUUGCCAUGUUGGGCGCAAUGUUUUCCGCUACCGAAUGUGCUAUCGAAUCGUAUCGAGCAAAAAAAGAUUGGAAAAAUGGUACAAUGGCUGGUGGAGUUGUUGGUGGUAUGAUCGGAUUACGAGCCGGUAUCAAAGGUGGUAUAUUUGGUGCUGCUGGUUUUGCUGCAUUUUCCACUCUUAUCGAAUAUUAUCUAGAUUAACGUUUUAUGUUUUAUCAAUCAAUCAAUUGUUGUAAAUAAAAAUAAAAUUUUCAUUCAAUUUUUGUAG